AUGACGGACGGCCAGCUGCGCAGUAAGCGGGAUGAGUUCUGGGACACUGCGCCCGCCUUCGAGGGCCGCAAGGAGAUCUGGGAUGCGCUCAGGGCCGCCGCCCAGGCCUUCGAGAGCAACGACCAUGAACUGGCCCAGGCCAUCAUCGACGGGGCCAGCAUAACAUUGCCACACGGUACGACACACACCACACACAUCUACUCCUUUAGUAGCUCUAUCCAUCUGCCCCCUCUCUUUGUUAGCCUGUAACAUAACACUGCCGUGAACUGGGCCAGCGUAACACUGCCACACGAUACGUCACACAUUCCAUAGACCACUGCCCUCUUUCAACACUAUCUGUCCCCUCACUGUUAUAGCAUAACACUGCCUCUCGGUAUGAAACACACACACCAUCUCUCUACAGCAGACAUGACACAUCUAUCAGCUCUAGCCCUCUGUCUGUCCUACGUCUGUCACGGUGAUUCAACACACACACAGCCCUCUUUUUCUGCACACCAUUCGUGUCAUACUUUUCUGACUAUUUUGAGAAAGUAUAAACUGGUUACGGCGUCUCAAAAUGGAUAAACAUUACUAUUGCUACUUUUUUCUCGUUUUUCAACCGAAGGUCUUUUAAGGGAGUAUGCAAGCAUAUUGUUCGGUUUAGGCGCCAGCCGAACUGAAGCAUGCUGACGCCGUAACACACACCUGACUGAUUUGUGGUGGCCAUUUUGGAGAGAGAAGUGCCGUGGGAUCUUUAGUGACCACAGGACCUCGGUUUAACAUCUCAUCCUAAGGACUCUGCAGGGCAGGGUCCCUGUCACUACGCUGGGGCAUUGGACACUCCUUAGAGUAGAGCAGAGGAAAGAGUGCCCCCUACUGGCUCUCCAACACAACCUUACUGUAUCUUCACAGGUGGUCUCGACUAGACCCAAUCCUGUUGAACUUCAGAGGAAUGCUGGCUGGGUGGUAUGCCGGUUGGCUUUUCUGAGUCUUUUUGAGUCCUUCCUCUCUCUGUCUCUUAUCUCAUCACACCAUUAAUUGUCUCCAUCUCGGUUUUGCUUCAGUCAGUUCUGUCAUCCAAUUUCUCUACAUGUGAGGCAGCAGGCCCCCGCUUGUAUAUACUUCCCUACCAGCUUAAGCUGUCAGUCCGUGGCCUGUGGAGAGGAAUAUUACAUAUAUUAUUGAAUCCCUCCUCCCAGACACAGACAGACAGACCGACACAUCCAUUCGUCCCCCUGCAGCCUUGCUGAUUGUGGGGCCGGCUGUUGAACAGAACCAAUUAGCUCUAUGAAGAUAGUCCAACUGUCCUGCUCUGAAGUUACACUGCUGCAGAGAGACAGGCCGGCCGGCCGGCAGGCUGGGAUACUGUAGAAUAGAUGGAAUGAGCCAUCUAGGUUAAGGUCAGCGUAGUAUUUGUUCAUAUUAGCCUGCCCUCUGCUCUCCUUCUCUUUGACUUCUGCUUUGAAGUCCUCUUUUCGAUCUCUCACCAAACACACUGCUAAAAGGUUUGUGUGGUGCCUGCCUUGGCUCUGGGAGUGGUUUGAGUGUGAGCCAUAGAGACAGCAGGGGAGAGUGGUUUGAUCUGUACUGUGGCAGACAGGGUGAGCUCACCUUUUUUAAGUCCAUGUACCAACAUAGAGCCCAGCGAGAAAGAGAAGGAGAGGGAUAGAGAGAAGAGUGUGUGAGAGAGAGAGGAGAGAAGGAUAGAGAGCAGAGUGUGAGAGAGGAGAUCAUGCCUGUAUCACAAGUGUUUGUUUUUAUGAGCCUUUAUGUCCGUUUGUUCUCGUUCACUGCUGUUGUGACCACACCUUCCCAUUAGCCCCUCCCCUUGCCACUCACAACAACAAAGAGGAGAGAUCACCUCUUCCUCUCUGACAAACGGUUUCAACUCGCUAUUUGCAUUUGCGGUUUGGUCCAACAGAAUCGGUCACACCUAAAGACAUUGAGACAUUAUUUUACUGUAAUAGAGGAGAAGGUAUCCUUUCUAACGAAACCCUUUUUAUGUCUCAAAUCACAGCAUUGCAGAGCAGCAUUUGAGCCAAAGACUGUUAUACUAGUCUCUGUUUUAUAAAUGUACAAUAAACACAAUUAUAUAAGGAAUUGGCAACUCGUUCUCAUUCUGAGAAAUAAGGUAGGCCACUUGAUUUCGACGUCUGAACAAAGUGGACAGGCUAGCAUGUUGUUCAAACAGUUGGUGACGGACAGAACGGUGUGUUCAUAACAAUUGAACUGCUCUGCCUUGUUAGCUAGCAAAUAGAUCGAAGUUCCAAGUUGGCUAAACUUGAAAUAUAAAGAUUAGCUGGUUACUCACUAGCAUGUGGGCUUGUGCUUCAGAGAUUGUUUAUGAGACCUGUGUUAAUUUUCUAUAAUGCCUGCUACAAGAAGUUAGUCAUUAUUAGUUAAUGUGCAUUAUGCAUGGUUCUGGUUACAUUUGUAACAAAAAUGGCAUUUUCAUAGACUGAUUGAAAGCCAGAUCAGUAAUUAUUGCAAAAAAAGCAGUAGCUGAACCUUCUCAAGCCUAGGUAUAAUGUCACAAGCCCUGAAUUCAUUACAUUAUUGUUGACAGUUUAAAAUAGUGUAUUUGACCUUUAAUUGUACAUUUAGAGAAAACAUGAAAAUAAUUGAGAUACUGUAUAUACAGUGCAUUUGGAAAGAAUUCAGACCCCUUGAUUUCCCUCCCACAUUUUGUUACAUUACAGCCUUAUUCUAAAAUGGAUGAAAUAAAAAAAUCUCAUCAAUCUACACACAAUACCCCAUAAUGACAAAGCGAAAACAGACCCUUUGCUAUGAGACUCGAAAUUGAGCUCUGGGUGCAUCCUUUCUAUUGAUCAUCCUUGAGAUGUUUCUAGAACUUGAUUGGAGUCCACCUGUGGUAAAUUCAAUUGAUUGGACAUGAUUUGGAAAGGCACACACCUGUCUAUAUAAGGUCCCACAGUUGUCAGUGCACGUCAGAGCAGAAACCAAGCCAUGAGGUUGAAGGAAUUGUCCGUAGAGCUCUGAGACAGGAUUGUGUCGAGGCACAGAUCUGGGGAAGGGUACAAAAAAAAUUAUACAGCAUUGUAGGUCCCCAAGAACACAGUGGCCUCCAUCAUUCUUAAAUGGAAGAAGUUUGGAACCACCAAGACUCUUCCUAGAGCUGGCCGCCCGGCCAAACUGAACAAUCGGGGGAGAAGGGCCUUGGUCAGGGAGGUGACCAAGAACCCGAUAGUCACUCUUACAGAGCUCCUGAGUUCCUCUGUGGAGAUGGGAAAACCUUCCAGAAGGACAACCAUCUCUGCAGCACUCCACCAAUCAGGCCUUUAUGGUAGAGUGGCCAGACGGAAGCCACUCCUCAGUAAAAGGCACAUGACAGCCCGCUUGGAGUUUGCCAAAAGGUACCUAAAGAUAUGAGAAACAAGAUUAUCUGGUCUGAUGAAACCAAGAUUGAACUCUUUGGCCUGAAUGCCAAGCGUCACAUCUGGAGGAAACCUGGCACCAUCCCUACGGUGAAGCAUGGUGGUGACACAAUCAUGCUGUGGGGAUAUUUUUCAGCGGCAGGGACUGGGAGACUAGUCAGGAUCGAGGGGAAAGAUGAACGGAGCAAAGUACAGAGAGAUCCUUGAUGAAAACGUGCUCCAGAGCGCUCAGGACCUCAGACUGGGGCUAAGUUUCACCUUCCAACAGGACAACGACCCUAAGCAUACAGCCAAGACAACGCAGGAGUGGCUUUGGGACAAGUCUCUGAAUGUCCUUGAGUGGCCCAGCCAGAGCCCGGACUUGAACCCGAUCGAACAUCUCUGGAGAGACCUGAAAACAGCUGUGCAGCGACGCUCCCCAUCCAACCUGACAGAGCUUGAGAGGAUCUGCAGAGAAGAAUGGGAGAAACUCUCCAAAUACAGGUGUGCCAAGCUUGUAGCGUCAUACCCAAGAAGACUCGAGGCUGUAAUCGCUGCCGAAGGUGCUUCAACAAAGUACUGAGGAAAGGGUCUGAAUACUUAUGUAAAUGUGAUAUUUACAUUUUUUUUUUUUAAUACAUUUGCAAAAAAAAUGUUUUGCUUUUUCAUUAUGGGGUAUUGUGUAUAGAUUAAUGAGGGGAAAAAAAUCAAUUUCAUCAAUUUUAGAAUAAGGCUGUAAUGUAACAAAAUAUGUAAAAAAUCAAGUGGUCUGAACACUUUCCGAUUGCACUGUAUUGUGAAUUGCUCAUAAGUUAGUAAACAUUGAGAUAUGGCCUAAAAAUCAUAUCUCCCAGCCCUAACACACACACACAUCUCUACAUGAGGCGAAAAAACACUGCCCCCACUUUGCAUGUUCUGUGUGUCAGGUUAUAUGACCAGAGAUACAACAUGGUUGAAGCUUUUAGAUGGUGUCUGGGAAGCUCUCAGCAAGGUUACCCACAGUACAAGAUUGCUGCCUUAUCGGAAAAUGGAUUUGGCCUGAGUUAUUGUAGACCUCCUCUCCUCUCCUGAGCCCAUUCUUUCCCACGGCCCCCGGUCGCUCCAAAAUACACUGAGACAUCCUUAUCUCUCCCGCCAAUCGUCUGCCAUUUUGGCUCAGACCGGGUUGGUGUAAAUUAGCCUUGUGUAUUCCCCCCCCCCUUGUCCAGAUUAGAGCCAGAUUAGCUGGGCUGGCUGGCUGCUGCGGUGCGGUGCUGUGGAGCUGCAGCUGUGGAUUCCUGAGGCCUGCGGUCAAUGUCUCCUGAGAGAGCAGGGGAAAACACACCCCUCUAUUACGCUGCACUCAAUGGCAGACAGUCAGGCAGGGAGGAAUCUCACAAACAGGUCUCUCCUUCUCUCUCUCUUCUCUCUCUGUCUCUCUCUCUUGGUCUCUCGCACACAAAGGAAAAUCAAUCACCAGGGUUCAAUCAAUGUAGAAUCUCUCCAUAUCAGCUCUCCUCUGGCAUCGCUGUCCGACCGCCAGGUUCAUAACCAUGUAGAUUCGGGCCUCCUUUGUCUUGUCAACAUACUUCUGUUACUACAGUAGCUUUCAACAUUUCUGACUGCUAGUUCAUAAACAUAAUACGGGUGAUGUGAUCAGUUUGAGAUAUGGGUUACAUGUUUGGUUAUGAGACAGUCAAUUGACAGUGUUCCAGUGUCAGUUUGCCGCUACUGUGCAUUUCUUUUAGAUCAUAAUGAAUAAGACUAUAUCGAUCCUAGAUCAGCACUCCCACUCUGAGAGGCUUUAUGGAUACGGGCCCUGAUCUACAAUGAGUGGAUGGAUUUCAGCUGGAACUACAAAGUCUUGUGAUUAUUAUAUGCCAGACAUGAUUCUGAGUUACACCUGAACACCUGAACAACCCAGCACCCCACCCCCCCUCCAUCCCUACUGUCUGACACUGAUGCCAAAAGGAGGCCUGGCUAUUUAGGGCAUGCUCAUGACCCCCGGAGAGAGAGGAGAGCGACAUGGUUGUUUUUGAAAGAGACUUCUCAUGUGUACAUUCUCCUACCAGGCAGGCAGGGAGACAGACGGACAGACCGCUAGCAGUGGCAUGUAUAUGUCUAGGUCAGGCUACGGCUCAGUGUUUUCUGUUGUCUGCAGUCCGUGUGAACCAGGAGGAGCCCAGGACACCAGCUGCCUGCUCUGCUCUAUCAUCCGCUCUGCUAUCGUCUGCUCUGACACCCCCUGGAGGAACGGAUGUGCAGCACACUGCGCUACAUCUCUAGGAGAGCGAUAGAGGGGUCUGGGCCCGAAGCUCUGACUCGGUCACUGUCGUUUCAGCACACAGACAUACAUUUGCUGUGAAGAAUAAGGGCUGAUAUGUUUUUUUGGGUGUGUAGUAACAGAUGGAAAUAUGACUUGGGCAAACCAGUUUGGCUAUUAAUUCCUAUGAGAAAAGUGUGUUAAAGUGAUCUAUUCCAGGUGUCGCAGCCACAGCUAGUGGUCUCUGCUUGUAAUUUGUAUCCCCUUUCCUGUAACUGAAUCAAAUUCACCAUGGCCUAAAGCCCCUCAUCUGUAACAUUUAAUAUCAAUCAUUCAGAAUGUAAAUAGUUGUGAGUAAUUCAGAGUGUUGUUGGAGGUUGUAAGGUGGGCGGACAGUAUGUGAGAGCUGAAAGUUGAGAGUAGAGUACUGUUUAUAGCAGCUAUACACACUCAGACAGGCUGUGAGACACUGCUAGCUGAAAGGUCAGCAGAACAGGUGUGUUACAGAGCACCUCACCACUAAAUACAGGACCCCCGCUGGGAGGCCACAGCACUGCCUGAUUAGAAACAGUCCUCCACUGCACCCUGCAUUCACACUAUGGCAAUUCCCUACUGCAUGCUGAGGUCACAUUAUAGCAGUCCCCCCACUACACAGGGCAUUCACGCUAUAGCAGCACUAGAAACUCCCCCCACAACACCAGAAACAGUCCCCCCCACUAAAGCACCAGAAACUGUUCCCACGCUGCAACAGUCCUCCCUUCUGUGGAGUCUAUCACAUUAUGAUAGAAUAAACAGUCCAGUUGUACAGGGAGCAUAAGACACAGCAACAAAAGAGACAUAUUCUACCUCAGGAAAAGAAAAAUAACAAGCUGUACAAGGCUAUAAACAAGCAAGAAAACAUCCAGAGGCUGCUGUUCUGGUUGCCAGCGAUUUUAAUUCUGCGUCACUAAGACACGUGAUGCCCAACUUCCAGCAACACGUCUCCAACGCCACUAGGGGCGAUAAAGUCCUAUACCCCUGUUAUUCUACACACAAGCAAGCAUACAAGGCCCUCCCUUGUCCGCCAUUCGGCAAAUCAGAUCAUGACUCCGUACUCCUGCUUCCUGUUCACAAGCAGAAACUCAUACAGGAAGUACCCAUGGCUCGCUCCAUUGAGAAAUGGUCACCAGAAUCAAAGAUGAUGCUACAGGACUGCUUUGCUAGCGCUGAUGGGAAUAUGUUUCGAGACUCCACUGAUAACAUUGACCUCAGUCACCAGCUUCAUUAGGAAAUGUAUCAGUGACGUUGUUCCCACGGUGAGGGUUUGCUGCUUCCCCAAUCAAAAGCCCUGGUUUAACACCGAGGUUGGCGCUAAAUUAAAGGACAGGGCUACCGCACACAGAGCUAUCAUAGACAACCCUGAGGCUACGGCCGAGGGCAGGAAUAAGUACAAGAAGUCCCGCUAUGACCUUCGCAGAGUCAUCAAACAAGCAAAAGGACAAUAUAGGAAUAAGGUCGAAUCCUGCCUGCUGCAUGUUGGGCUACAGUCCAUUACGGAUACAUUUUAUGCACGCUUUGACAACAACAACAUCGUGCCGGGUGUGAGGGCCGUCACCGACCCAGAGGAUUGGGUGAUCUCGCUCUACGAGGCUGAUGUGAAAAUGGUCUUUAAUCAGGUCAACACCCGCAAGGCAGAGGGGCCCGACGGUAUUCCAGGGCGCAUUCUCAGAGCAUGCGCAGAACAGCUGGCAGGCAUAUUCGCAGUAAUUUUCAACCUCUCCUUGUCCCAGUCUGUAAUUCCCACGUUUUAAGAUGACCACCAUCAUUCCUGUCCCCAAGAACUCUAAGGCUUCAUGCCACAAUGACUGCCAUCCUGUAGCACUCACUUCUGUAAUCAUGAAGUGCUUUGAGAGGCUGGUUAUGGCACACAUUAACUCCACCAUCCCAGACACCCUAGACCCACUCCAAUUUGCAUACCGACCCAACAGAUCCAUAGAUGACGCAAUCUCAAUUGCUCGCCACACUGUCCUCACCCACCUAGAUAAGAGGAAUACCUAUGUGAGAAUGCUGUUCAUUGACUACAGCUCAGCGUUCAACACCAUUGUCCCCUCCAAGCUCGUCACCAAGCUUAGAACACCUCCCUCUGCAACUGGAUCCUGGACUUCCUGGCGGGCCGACCCCAGGUGGUGAGGAUAGGCAACAUCACCUCCGUCACACUGACCCUGAACACAGGGGUGUGUGCUUAGUCCCCUCCUGACUCCCUGAUCACCCACGACUGCCACACACGACUCCAACACCCUCAUCAAGUUUGCUGACAACUCGAUGGUGGUAGGCCUGAUCACCGGCGACGAUGAGUCAGCCUACAGGGAGGAGGUCAGUGACCUGGCAGUGUGGUGCAAGAACACCAACCUCUCCCUCAACGUCAGCAAGACCAAGGAGCUGAUCGUGGUCUACAGUAAAUGGGGGGGGGGGAGCACACCCCCAUCCACAUCGACGGGGCUGCAGUGGAGCAGGUCGAGAGCUUCAAGUUCCUCGGUGUCCAAAUCACUAAAGACUUAAAAUGGCCCAAACACCCACGCACAGUCAUGAAGAAGGCACGACAGCACCUCUUCCCUCCUCAGGAGGUUGAAAAAGUUUGGCAUGGGCCCUCAAAUCCUCAAAAAGUUAUACAGCUGUACAAUUGAGAGCAUUUUGACAGGCUGCAUCACUGCCUGCUAUGGCAAUAGCACUGCCCUCGAUCGCAUGGCGCUACAGAAGGUGGUGCGGACAGCCCAGUACAUCACUGGGGCCGAGCUCCCUGCCAUCCACCACAUCUAUAUCAGGCGGUGGGUAGGAAGGCCCAGAAAAUAGUUAGACUCCAAGCCCAAGCCAUAGACCAUUCUCUCUGCUUCCACAAGGCAAGCGGUACCGGUUCAUCAAGUCUGGCACCAACAGGCACUUGAACAGCUUCUAUCCCCAAGCAAUAUACUGAUAAAUAGCUACACAGACUAUCUGAUUUUUUUCUUUGUCAUUAUGGGGAAUUGUGUGUAGUUUGAUGAGAAAAAAACCCCAAUUUGAUCCAUUUUAGAAUAAGGCUGUAACGUAACAGAAUGUGGAAGAAGUCAAGGGGUCUGAAUACUUUCCGAAUGCACUGUACAUUUAUGCUGACUGCACACACACACACCCACUCACAUACAAGCUGUUGCUGCUACUCUGUUUAUCUUCUAUCCUGUUGCCUAGUCACCUUACCCCUAUACAUGUCUACCUCCACUCCAGUAUCCCUGCACAUUGUAAAUAUGGUAUUUGAACUGACCCUGUAUAUACAGUGAGGGGAAAAAAGUAUUUGAUCCCCUGCUGAUUUUUGAGCUCUUUGGUCUUGGCCAUGGUGGAGAGUUUGGAAUCUGAUUGAUUGAUUGCUUCUGUGGACAGGUGUCUUUUAUACAGGUAACAAGAUUACAUUAGGAGCACUCCCUUUAAGAGUGUGCUCCUAAUCUCAGCUCGUUACCUGUAUAAAAGACACCUGGGAGCCAGAAAUCUUUCUGAUUGAGAGGGGGUCAAAUACUUAUUUCCCUCAUUAAAAUGCAAAUCAAUUUAUAACAUUUUUGACAUGCGUCUUUCUGGAUUUUGUUGUUGUUAUUCUGUCUCUCACUGUUCAAAUAAACCUACCAUUAAAAUUAUAGUCUGAUCAUGUCUUUGUCAGUGUGCAAACGUACAAAAUCAGCUGGGGAUCAAAUACUUUUUUCCCUCACUGUAGUAUGCUUACUUACUGAUUAUGUUCUUCUUAUUUCUCGUGUUUAUUUUUCUAGUAUUACAUUGUUAUUGAUUAUUGCAUUGUUGGGUUUUGAGUUUGCAAGAAAGGCAUUUCACUGUACUUGUGCAUGUGACAUUGAAAGUUGAAACGUAUUGAACCCUUCCCAGCUAGCACGUUUGGUUCCUUGGAAGUUGUGGGAACGUAUGUUUUUGGAUUCACGUUUGGUUUUGGGAACAAAACCAUACGUUUCCUGACCGGUAAAACUGAACGUUCUGAGAACAGAAGUGAAAAUGUUGCCUGUUCUGGGAACGUUUAUUUUUAGUUUGCAGGGAUAUUCUGAGAAUUCUUUACUCUGGUUCCUUUAAAGUUUUAUUAAUGCUCUGAGAACGGAAAUUAUAGGUUAUUUUGAGUUUUUUUUAAUAACUUAACUUUCACUGAAUGUUUCAAGACUUUUAAAGACAUGCUCCGGAACAUUGGCGACUACAAAGUAUUUUUUUAAACCUCCCGCUUUGGGCUGGAUGUGUCAAUGUGGAGUUCAUGCAUGCAUAAUCUAUGAGCAGAAAUACUGUUUGACCUCAAUUAGCCACAAAAUCCCUAGUUUGAAGCGACUUUCUCUGGAAUCUGCGCCAUUUACCCUACAUUUUCCCCCACGUGGGCCAGCCCCCUAGCAAUUCAAAUUCAACCAAUCAGCUUCAGCCGCUCGCCAUAUGAGUGACACCUAGCAAGAUGAACAUGAUGCACACACAGCAGAGCGAGAGCAAUGGCGUGGUGCUCAUAACUGCACAUAUGUGACCUAGUCGCAAUUUUCAGGGACCACUUUUGGCUCGUGAACGCUACUUUCAGAACAACUGGCUAAAAAGUUUACAAAUGUACAGAGAAUCUCUUUUUAAUAACACUGCUAGCUUAUUUUGGGUUAACUAUUGUGAACUCCAAGCUCAUAUAGGACACAUGGAAAUUAAUUUCCUUAGGCAGUAAUCAUUCCUUAGGCACAAUCAAAUAAAUUGCUGGUCAGACUCCCUCUAGUCAUUUGUGUGUCUUAAUUAUUUAAUCAAACUGUGUGCUUAAAGCAUCAGACAAGCUCAGUGAAUAUAGUUGAUUAAAACACAUAGGAUGUGUCAAUAUAUGGGAAAAUACACGUUUAAACAUAAAAUAGAACCAUGAGGAAACCUGUAGAAAACGUUAUACUGAAUUACUGAAAUUCCCACAGAAGAACGUUGUUUCUUAACAUUCUCUGAACUAUUUGAACAUUCCCAAUGUCAAACCAGUUGGAGAACGUUCCUAGAACAUUACCAACAUUUAACGUAAAUGUAACCAUGUUUGAACUUUUAGGAAACGUUCUGUUCAAGUAAUGAAAUACCAAGCAACUAUCCUACACCAUUCCCAGAAAGUUGUGGGUAAGGUUGUAUGCAAAAUAACCAUAGGACAACCACACUCUCACCAAGCUCUAAGAAACAAAUGGUUCUCAGAACGUUAUGUGCUAGCUGGGUUCAUACAUCGCUGUUCCUCACUUCUCCUGUGGCCUGGUCUCCCUGUGUCCUAAAUGGUACCCUGUUCUCUACAUCAGGGUUCCCCAACUGGCGGCCCGCUUGCCGAAUUUGGCCCGCGGUUAGAUUUAUUUGCCCCCCAUUGUUGGACAUAAAAGACUGUAAAAACACCAGGAAAUCAGCUCCAAGUGAUUUUAAUUUAAGAAAUCGGUUCCCAAGUAUUCCCAUGCAUAGUAGAUGUGAUCGGAUACAAAUGUAAGCAAUGUUUGAAAUGAUUGUUUUAGUCAAACUUUAAAUCUGUUUGGGCUUCUUGCUGUCAAGUUGCAGUCUACAAAUUAUUUGUAAUUAUGUUCCUGCCCCCCGACCAUCCCCUCAAGGAAAAAAUCGGCCCGCGACUGAAUCUAGUUGAUGAUCCCUGCUCUACAUUGGGCUCUGGUAAAAUACAUUGCACUAUGGGCCCUAGUGCACUAAAUAGGGAAUCAUUUGAGACGUAGACAUGGAGCUGGUUUGGAAUGAGAAGUGUCAGUGCUGCUGUAGCUAUAGCAUAACCGGUCCAUGAAGACUUCAUCGAGUUACAGGACUGUAACAUGCAGUCAUUAGGUCUGUACAAGCUGAAGACUCCAUUCAAUAGCUCUGAAAUAUCACACAUUACACUUGGAAAGGGCCAGUUUUCCUGUGUCAUUUCAUAAGCAGCACCAAUGUGUCUAAAGAGGAUUAAGAAGCUCCCCUCCUGUUCUGUCAGCGCUGCUCUUGUUCACAGUCAGUGGGCCUGUGAGAGAGAGAGAACACUACUGUGGGAAUCGUGUGCCCCUGAAUGCUGCUCCUUUACACUCAAGUGAACAUUAAAGGGGCAUCUCAAAGACAGGCCAGCACUGCCUCUACGUCUGAUGCAUGGUGGUAAUUGAGCGGGCCUGUAAGGCUUCGGCUGGCGUUUUGAUGGGCCAAUCGUUCCCAGCCAUCUGGUGUCAUUGAGGAGCUGUUGUAGCGCUGAGUGUAAUGGCUCUGGUGGGAGGCUCUUUAGGAUGCUUUCCAGAGGGGGGGGUUUAUUAAAGAGAGAAGGAGUGUGUGUGUGUGUGUGUGUGUGUGUCACACAGUGUGUGCGUUUGUUUACCAGCUCAUAGAAGUAAUAGUAGAAGAAGACCUUUUACUAUAAAAUGGAGAUGGCCUCAAUGGCGCUGGCCAUGCUCACAGAUGCCAUAAUGGGACAGAUACAAUGUUGCAUCCUCUAACUAUAAAUGUAUGUCUAUUACUGACUCAUCUCUCCCUGCCUCCACUCAUCUCCAUUUAUCUAUUAUCUAUCUUUCUAUACUGAACAAAAAUAUCAACGCAACAUGUGAAGUGUCAGUCCCAUGUUUCAUGAGCUGAAAUAAAAGAUCCCAUAAAUGUUCCAUACACACAAAAAGCUUAUUUCUCUCAACUUUUGUGCACAAAUUUGUUUGCAUCGCUGUUAGUGAGCAUUUCUCCUUUGCCAAGAUAAUCCAUCCAACUGACAAGUGUGGCAUAUCAAGAAGCUGAUUAAACAGCAUGAUCAUUACACAGGUGCACCUUGUUAUGGUGACAAUAAAAGCCACUGUAAAAUGUGCAGUUUUGUCACACAACACAAUGCCACAGAUGUCUCAAAUUUUGAGGGAGCAUGCUGACUGCAGGAAUGUCCACCAGAGCUGUUGCCAGAGAAUUGAAUGUUCAUUUCUCUACCAUAAGCUACCUCCAACGUCGUUUAGAGAAUUUGGCAGUACUUCCAACAGUCCUCACAACCGCAGAAUACGUGUAACCACACCAGCCCAGGACCUCCACAUCCGGCUUCUUCACCUGCAGGAUCGUCUGAGACCAGCCCCCCGGACAACUGAAAAAAGUGUGGGUUUGCACAACUGAAGAAGUUCUGCACAAACUGUCAGAAACCGUUUCUGGGAAGCUCAUCUGCGUGCUCGUCGUCCUCACCAGGGUCUUGACCUGACUGCAGUUUGGCGUUGUAACCGACUUCAGUGGGCAAAUGCUCACCUUCGAAGGCCACUGGCAUGAUGGAGAAGUGUGCUCUUCACAGAUUAAUCCCGGUUUCAACUGUACCAGGUAGAUGGCAGACUGCUGAUGUCAACGUUGUGAACAGAGUGCCCCGUGGUGGUGGUGGGGUUAUGGUAUGGGCAGGCAUAUGCUACGGACAACAAACACAAUUGCAUUUUAUCGAUGGCUAUUUAAAUGCACAGAGAUACUGUGACGAGAUCCUGAGGCUCAUUUUCAUGCCAUUCAUCCGCCGCCAUCACCUCAUGUCGCAAGGAUGUGUACACAAUUCUUGGAAGCUGAAAAUGUCCCAGUUCUUCCAUGGCCUGCAUACUCACCAGACAUGUCACCCAUUGAGCAUGUUUGGGAUGCUCUGGAUUGACGUGUACGACAGCGUGUUCCAUUUACCGGCAAUAUCCAACAACUUCGCACAGCCAUUGAAGAGGAGUGGGACAACAUUCCACAAUCCACAAUCAACAGCCUGAUCAACUCUAUGUGAAGCAGAUGUUGCGCUGCACGAGGCAAAUGAUGGUCACAUCAGACACUGACUGGUUUUCUGAGCCAUGGCCUUACAUUUUUUUUGUAUUGGUGAUCAACAGAUGCAUAUCUGUAUUCUCAGUCAUAUGAAAUCCAUAGAUUAGGGCCUAAUUCUAAUAUUUCAAUUUAAUGAUUUCCUUGUAUGAACUGUAACUCAGUAAGAUCUUUGAAAUUGUUGCAUGUUGCGUUUAUAUUUUGUUUAGUAUGUAUGUAUGUACAGUGGGGAGAAAAAGUAUUUGAUACACUGCCGAUUUUGCAGGUUGUCCUACUUACAAAGCAUGUAGAGGUCUGUAAUUUUUAUCAUAGGUACACUUCAACUGUGAGAGACGGAAUCUAAAACGAAAAUCACAUUGUAUAAUUUUUAAGUAAUUAAUUUGCAUUUUAUUGCAUGACAUAAGUAUUUGAUCACCUACCAACCAGUAAGAAUUCCGACUCUCACGGAACUGUUAGUUUUUCUUUAAGAAGCCCUCCUGUUCUCCACUCAUUACCUGUAUUAACUGCACCUGUUUGAACUCGUUACCUGUAUAAAAGACACCUGUCCACACUCUAUCAAACAGACUCCAACCUCUCCACAAUGGCCAAGACCAGAGAGCUGUGUAAGGACAUCAUGGAUAAAAAAUUGUAGACCUGCACAAGGCUGGGAUGGGCUACAGGACAAUAGGCAAGCAGCUUGGUGAGAAGGCAACAACUGUUGGCACAAUUAUUAGAAAAUGGAAGAAGUUCAAGAUGACGGUCAAUCACCCUCGGUCUGGGGCUCCAUGCAAGAUCUCACCUCGUGGGGCAUCAAUGAUCAUGAGGAAGGUGAGGGAUCAGCACAGAACUACACGGCAGGACCUGGUCAAUGACCUGAAGAGAGCUGGGACCACAGUCUCAAAGAAAACCAUUAGUAACACACUACGCCGUCAUGGAUUAAAAUCCUGCAGCGCACGCAAGGUCCCCCUGCUCAAGCCAGCGCAUGUCCAGGCCCGUCUGAAGUUUGCCAAUGACCAUCUGGAUGAUCCAGAGGAGGAAUGGGAGAAGGUAAUGUAGUCUGAUGAGACAAAAAUAUAGCUUUUUGGUCUAAACUCCACUCGCCGUGUUUGGAGGAAGAAGGAUGAGUACAACCCCAAGAACACCAUCCCAACCGUGAAGCAUGGAGGUGGAAACAUCAUUCUUUGGGGAUGCUUUUCUGCAAAGGGGACAGGACGACUGCACCGUAUUAAGGGGAGGAUGGAUCGCAGUAAGAGCAUUAAAGAUGGGUCGUGGCUGGGUCUUCCAGCAUGACAACGACCUGAAACACACAGCCAGGGCAACUAAGGAGUGGCUCCGUAAGAAGCAUCUCAAGGUCCUGGAGUGGCCUAGCCAGUCUCCAGACCUGAACCCAAUAGAAAAUCUUUGGAGGGAGCUGAAAGUCCGUAUUGCCCAGCGACAGCCCCGAAACCUGAAGGAUCUGGAGAAGGUCUGUAUGGAGGAGUGGGCCAAAAUCCCUGCUGCAGUGUGUGCAAACCUGGUCAAGACCUACAGGAAACGUAUGAUCUCUGUAAUUGCAAACAAAGGUUUCUGUACCAAAUAUUAAGUUCUGCUUUUCUGAUGUAUCAAAUACUUAUGUUGUGCAAUAAAAUGCAAAUUAAUUACUUAAAAAUCAUACAAUGUGAUUUUCUAGAUUUUUGUUUUAGAUUCCGUCUCUCACAGUUGAAGUGUACCUAUGAUAAAAAUUACAGACCUCUACAUGCUUUGUAAAUAGGAAAACCUGCAAAAUCGGCAGUGUAUCAAAUACUUGUUCUCCCCACUGUAUGUAUGUAUGUAUGUAUGUAUGUAUGUAUGUAUGUAUGUAUGUAUGUAUGUAUGUAUGUAUGUAUGUAUGUAUGUAUGUAUGUAUGUAUGUAUGUAUGUAUGUAUGUAUGUAUGUAUGUAUGUAUGUAUGUAUGUAUGUAUGUACAGUGCUAUGAAAAAGUAUUUGCCCCCUUUCUAAUUUUAUCUACUUUUGCAUAUUUGUGAUAUUGAAUGUUAUCAGAUCUUCAACCAAAACCUAAUAUUAGAUAAAGGGAACAUAAGUGAAUAAAUAACACAACAAUUACAUAUUUAUUUCAUAAACAAAGUUAUGCAACACCCAAUUCCCCUGUGUGAAAAAGUAAUUGCCCCCUUACACUCAAUAAAUGGUUGUGCCACCUUUAGCUGCAAUGACUCCAACCAAAUGCUUCCUGUAGUUGUUGAUCAGUCUCUCACGUCGCUGUGGAGGAAUUUUGGCCCACUCUUCCAUGAACUUAAAGAACUGCUUUAACUCAGUGACGUGUGGGUUUUCAAGCAUGAACUGCUUGUUUCAAGUCCUGCCACAACAACUCAAUUGGGAUUAGGUCUGGAAUUUGACUAGGCCAUUCCAAAACUUCCAAUUUUAUCAAUUUUCAUGUAGACUUGAUUGUGUGUUUUGGAUCAUUGUCUUGCUGCAUGACCCAGCUGCGCUUCAGCUUCAGCUCACAGACGGAUGGUCUGACAUUCUCCUGUAGAAUUCUCUGAUACAGAGCAGAAUUCAUGGUUCCUUCAUUUAAGGCAAGUCGUCCAGGUCCUGAGGCAGCAAAGCAUCCCCAAACCAUCACACCCCCACCACCAUGCUUGACCUUUGAUAUGAUGUUCUUACUGUGGAAUGCAGUGUUUGGUUUUCGCCAGGCAUAAUGGGACUCAUCUUGUCCCAUUUGCUAAGGGGACAGGACAACUUCACCGCAUCAAAGGGACGAUGGACGGGGCCAUGUACCGUCAAAUCUUGGGUGAGAACCUCCUUCCCUCAGCCAGGGCAUUGAAAAUGGGUCGUGGUUGGGUAUUCCAGCAUGACAAUGACCCAAAACACACGGCCAAGGCAACAAAGGAGUGGCUCAAGAAGAAGCACAUGAAGGUCCUGGAGUGGCCUAGCCAGUCUCCAGACCUUAAUCCUAUAGAAAAUCUGUGGAGGGAGCUGAAGGUUCGAGUUGCCAUACGUCAGGCUCGAAACCUUAAUGGCUUGGAGAAGAUCUGCAAAGAGGAGUGGGACAAAAUCCCUCCUGAGAUGUGUGCAAACCUGGUGGCCAACUACAAGAAACGUCUGACCUCUGUGAUUGCCAACAAGGGUUUUGCCACCAAGUACUAAGUCAUGUUUUGCAGAGGGGUCAAAUACUUAUUUCCCUCAUUAAAAUGCAAAUCAAUUUAUAACAUUUUUGACAUGCGUUUUUCUGGAUUUUUUUGUUGUUAUUCUGUCUCUCACUGUUCAAAUAAACCUACCAUUUAAAAUUAUAGACUGAUCAUGUCUUUGUCAGUGGGCAAACGUACAAAAUCAGCAGGGGAUCAAAUACUUUUUUCCCUCACUGUAGUUCCCAGUUGUCUUGAGAUUUCCCAGUCCCGAGUUUCCAGUUUUGAACCCGGCAGAAGUCAUGCAGGAUUGACAGCAUGGCCAAUGUAUUCAACCUUUUCUGGCCCAUGGUGUUGCUUGUGAAUGUUUAUCCUUUUAAGCUUGGAAAAGAGACCCUUAAACCCAGACUUGGACCACACACCCUCUCCACCGAAUAUCAGGCAGGGGAAGCAAAAUAUUGAUUGUUUUGCAAUGCUUGCAGUUAGCCACUGAUUCCUUCCAAACCACUCAUUGUUGAAUUAGUGAUUUCCAACUUGUUGUGUAAUGUUUAUGUCCAAUGGCCGAAGAGCACCGAUACGUUUUAUCUAUCAUUUCUCUUCAUAUGAAAAGGAUUUGCCAGUAGAUUGUUGACGUGAUACAUGAUGAUGACUGCUUGUCUAGCUUGCUAGCUAAGAAUUUGAAAGUAUGACGACAUGAUCAGUCCAAUCAAAGCUACGGUAGAUAUAAUGUGAUUUGAUGUCAUUUUAUCUGUGGCCAAUGACCUUGAGCCUUCUUAGAUGGGCACUUCUAUUGUAAAUCAAUGGCAGCACCCAAGGGGGCUUGAACUUUCUAGGUCUCCCUGUAGAUUUUGCGGGGACGUAGUGUCCCCAUGAGUGACAGAACACUGAGCCAAUCAAGGCGCAACUAGAGAAAAUUACCAACCCCUACGCUCUGUAUUUUCCACUGGCUGCCCCUCCACCACAGAAAGCACUGAGCUAGGCUGAAAUACCUGCAUUUUGGAGCUCCCUUAUUCAAGAAAGCAAAAAAGAGACCGUGUUUGUAUGCAGCUUUAUUAACUAUUUGUAUUAUUAUUUUUUACAUUGUUUGCAAACUGAUAUGUGACACAUUAAUGCCAAAAUAACAUGCAAAACAGGCAACACAUUAUUUUAUUUAUUUGUAUCUAAACAGGUGGGGCUCUGCCCUGAAUUACGGGUCGACACUGCACAGCACAGCGACAGAGGAGGCAGGCUGUUUGAAUGUGAUUUGCAUCUAGAGUGGAUAGUGUUGUCAGAAAUCACACAGCGCGAUAAAGAAACUGCUGAACACUGUAUUGUUGUGCUUCUGCCUGUCAUUGACUGCUUGCUGAGGAGAAAGCCAUGCGUCACUCAAUGCCCUCUCACUCAGCCCCUCGCACACUCCUCACAAACACUCUUGAGUGACAGAACUGGGGUGCUGACCGUAUUACACCCCCUCCAAUCAUUGAAAACACAACUCCUACAAACACUUCACCCUCCUCAAGAUUGCUCUUUCCUUUCAAUCCUUUUGCUUUCAUUCUCUCUACCUACCGCUACCUCUCUGUCUCUCCCUCUCUCACUCAUAUGAAGUACUCCUAUGAUAAGAGCUGUUGAGAGGAGAAAGCCAGUACUUGAUGAUCCUCAUCAAAUCAACAUGCUAUUAAGACGCAUUGUGGAUACAGCAUCGUUGUCAUCAGCAUUGUUGCAUGUGCUGCAUUAACCAUGCAAACUGAACACAAGUGUCUCGGGGUCGAGCACAGGGUUGCCAGGUCUAGCUAAAAAUUCUAGACCAAUGACCACUGAAAACCUGCCCAAAAGCCCUGAAAGCCAGGCCAAAUUAGUUUUUUUACAGAGGAGAGGAGUUGCCACAUUUAUACAAUAAACCCUUUUCCUUUAACGUUAUCAAGCCAGUUAAGAAAGAAGCAAAAUUUGGUUUAUAUCAAAAGGAUAAUUAUUGCGAGUUAUGACAUGACGUAAUAAAGGAAUUUGAAUAUGUCGCAAGAGAAAAUAUAAUUUGCCCUUAUUAAACUCACCAGAUCAUUUUCCAUCAAUGGAUGUUGAAUUAACUCGUUUGACUGAAAUGAUUAAACAAUGAGGCACAAGGGGGUAUGGUAAAUGGCCAAUAUACCACAGCUAAGGGCUGUUCUUAAGUAUGACGCAACACAGAGUGCCUGGAUACAGCAGUUAGCCGUGGCAUAUUGGCUAUAUACCACAAACCCCGAGGUGCCUUAUUGCUAUUAUAAACUGGUUACCAACGUAAUUAGAACAGUAAAAAGUACUUUUUUUGUCAUGCAUAUACCAUUCAGCCAAUCAGCAUUCAGGGCUCAAACCAGGUUUAUAAUUGUAAAUAAAUAUAUUUUGCGCAUGUGCAUAACUAUAGAAAAACCCGACAGGAGAGUUUGAGUGAUUAAAGUUGGACAGAGGAUCUUAAUCUCUAAGCAAGAAACACUUGGACAAACUUUAAAAAACUAAUGCUAGGCUAUUUUGUGGCAAUUGUGCUGUUAUUAUGUGCCAGAUGUUAAGACUACAAACUGUUAUAAAUGGCCCAUUUGCUAGAUUGACUUGUCAUUUCAAUAGGCGUAGGCUACAGACUAAAAUCUGGGUUUAUGAUUGCAACUUUGCCAUGGUUUGCUUGGAUAAAGGCAGGUAGUCGAUAGGCCUACAUCUCAUUUCAGAUAGUCUACGGUAGCCUAGACAAGAUGUAAACUGAACAAUUUAGCAGCUUGCUUAGUUCAAGUUGAGAGACUAAUUUAUUCAACAUGAAUAGCGAAGCGAUUUCUAGGUAAGAAGUGCUUGUGUUUCCCAAUAGCCUGCUGGAAUAGGCUACUGAGGUUGGGGUCAUAAUUUCAAUCACUGAAUUAAAUAUGAAUAAUAUGUAUAUGAACUGAAAAUGCUUGUCAACAACAACCAGUGUUUAUAUCUUUUUUUAAAUGUUUUACCUGUAGGCUAAUCUGACUAGUUACGUAAAUCUAAUGCAUUCUAACAACUGAUCGGCAAUUGCGAUAGAGCUUUGAUACCAAUGUAAUUAACUAAACAGGUCCAUUAUUAAUUACAUAAUAACACAAGGCUACAACAACAAUAAACUGAAGUUAAAGGCUAUUUAUUAAAUCAUUUUGCCAGCUCCAGGUAGGCUACACAAGUCGCACAAAUUGAUUUGCAAUGACUCCAGUAAUAUCGUCCUUUCAACAUAUUUAUUGUAUGAAAUGGAAGCCUACAGUGGCCUACAAUGGCAAAUAAAUGAAUAGGCUACUUGAUGGCCAACAGAAGCAAAUGUAUCAUUGUUCACAUUUUAAUGUCAGUUUCAUUGAGGACUUUCCCACCAUAAAAAGAACCACGCGAGGGAGUUCCAUAACUUCCAUUUCAAAUUUCCCAAUAACUGAGGAUGCGUAAAACACUUAACUUAAUACAGUUUGCUUCUUUCAGCAAAGUCUACAUUAGAAUGCCGUUUAAACCACCUCCGGGCGAAUUUAUGUAAUGCGCCCAAAGUCGUUUAACAUUGCUUUGUCGCCAUUAUUUAUUGAUGUGCAUCAGUUCUAGCAUGUUAAUGUUUUAUGGAAAAAGGGUUGGAAAUAUGUUCCAUAAUGACAAUCUACAGUGCAUUCGGAAAGUAUUCAGACCCCUUGACUUUUUCCACAUUUUGUUAUGUUACAGCCUUAUUCUAAAAUGGAUGAAAUAAAACAAUUUACUCACCAAUCGACACACAAUACCACAUAAUGACAAAGCGAAAACAGGUUUUUAGAAAUGUUUACAAAUGUAUUAAAAAUACAAAACAAAUACCUUAUUUACAUAAGUAUUCAGAUCCUUUGCUAUGAGACUUGAAAAUCGAGCUCAGGUGCAUUCUGUUACCAUUGAUCAUCCUUGAGAUGUUUCUACAACUUGAUUGGAGUCCAGCUGUGGUAAAUUCAAUUGAUUGGACAUGAUUUGGAAAGGCACACACCUGUCUAUAUAAGGUCCCACAGUUGACCGUGCAUGUCAGAUGAAAAACCAAGCCAUUAGGUCGAAGGAAUUGGCCGUAGAGCUCCGAGACAGGAUUGUGUCGAGGCACAGAUCUGGGGAAGGGUACCAAAAAAUGUCUGCAGCAUUGAAGGUCUUGGCCUUGAUUAUCCACUCAUCAGUAAAAGGCAAAAGACAGCCCGCUUGGGCUAUGGUGAAUCAUGGUGGUGGCAGCAUCAUGCUGUGGGGAUGUUUUUCAGCGUCUGGGACUGGGAGACUAGUCAGGAUUGAGGGAAAGAUGAACGGAUCAAAGUACAGAGAGGUCCUUGAUGUAAACCUGCUCCAGAGCGUCAGGACCUCAGACUGGGGCGAAGGUUCACCUUCCAACAGGACGGCAACCCUAAGCACACAGCCAAGACAACGCCGGACUGGCUUCGGGAUAAGUCUGAAUGUCCUUGAGUGGCCCAGCCAGAGCCCAGAACCCGAUCGAACAUCUCUGGAGAGACCUGAAAAUAGCUAUGCAGCAAUGCUCCCCAUCCACCUGACAGCGCUUGAGAGGAUCUGCAGAGAAGAAUGGGAGAAACUCACCAAAUACAGGUGUGCCAAGCUUGUAGCGUCAUACCCAAGAAGACUCGGCUGUAAUCGCUGCCAAAGGUGCUUCAACAAAGUACUGAGUAAAAGGUCUGAAUACUUAUGUAAAUGUGAUAUUUCAGUUUUUUCUUUUUAAGAAAUUUGCAAAAAUGUCUAAAAAACCUGUUUUUGCUUUUGUCAUUAUGGGGUAUUGUGUGUGUGUGUGUGUGUGUGUGUAGAUUAAUGAGGGGGGGAAAAAACAAUUUAAUAAAUUUUAGAAUAAGGCUGUAAUGUAACAAUGUGGAAAAAUUCAAGGGGUCUAAAUACUUUCUGAAUGCAAUGUAUAUAAGGAUAUGUACUGUACUUAUGAAUAGUAUGUAAAUAGUUUUUUGUCUCUUGGUGUCUUUCCAAUAUGUAACUCUUAUUUUAUUUUUUUUGCAUUUCAUGUAGUAUCUUAUGUUUUUCUUGUCUAGCUAUAACUGUUCUGUACUUUGUUGCGUAUUUGUACGUUUAAUGUGGACCCCAGGAAAAGUAGCGUCUGCAUCUGCAGUCGCUACUUGGGAUCCUAAACUAAACACUAAUUUCUCUCUAUCUCUCUCCAUUUCCCCUCUCUCCUCUCUCUCGCUUCUCUCUUUUCUACUCUCACUCUCCACUCUCACUUCCAGGCCAUUCACAAGGAGGAGCAGCCACAGUGUCACUACUACAUUAUAUUAUAUUAUUAUACACUUGACUGAGGGAUACUUGCCUGUGUCUGUUUAGGCUGUAUAGUGUUCCACUGGUUCACUCUGUCACACGCAUCCUUUUGGUCAAACUUUGGUCAAAGAUUUUGAACUGACUAGGUCAGACUGAGUGAAUAAUCAGAAGUCAAUGGUCUGUCCUGUUCAGUGAGUGACUUUGUUCCUCUGUCCCUCUGUGUCCCCCUGCAGGCGCACUGACGGAGUGUUAUGACGAGCUGGGGAACCGCUACCAGCUGCCAGUCUACUGCCUGUCUCCACCCGUCAACAUUAUCGAGGAGAAGAGUGACCUGGAGAGUCUGGAGGUCAGCGAGCCGCCCCCCAGCGAGGGCCAUGAGUGCCAGCUGCGCCUGCGCCUGUCCACGGGCCGGGACCUGCGCCUGGCGGUGAGGACCACGGACACGGUGCAGCACAUGAAGCGGCGGCUGCAGGCGGUGGAGGGCGUGGCGGCGGCCACCCAACGCUGGUUCUUCUCGGGCCGGCCGCUCACAGACAAGAUGAAGCUGGAGGAGCUGAAGAUCUCCAGGGACUACGUGGUGCAGGUGAUCGUCAGCCAGCCGCCCGCCCCCCUGCUCACCCAGGCACCGCCCGCCCCCACACCAGCCACGCCCGUCAUGCUACCCCAGGACCCAACGCCCGUGGAAAACUAG
Coregonus sp. 'balchen' is the source of this 22276-nucleotide messenger RNA. The record is from the annotation of a GenBank genome assembly. Lineage: Eukaryota; Metazoa; Chordata; Actinopteri; Salmoniformes; Salmonidae.